Molecule: messenger RNA, 939 nt
Organism: Urocitellus parryii (Arctic ground squirrel)
Lineage: Eukaryota; Metazoa; Chordata; Mammalia; Rodentia; Sciuridae
Source: RefSeq, a predicted model, not a curated record
AUGGAACCCCACAACCACACAGCUGUUUCACAAUUCCUACUCCUGGGAUUUUCAGACGACCCAGACUUGCAGCCAGUGAUCUUCAGCCUGUUCCUGUCCAUGUACCUGGUCACCAUCCUGGGAAACCUGCUYAUCAUCGUGACGGUCAGCUCUGACUCCCACCUCCACACCCCCAUGUACUUCUUCCUCUCCAAUCUCUCCUUUAAUGAUAUCUGUUUAAGCACUUGCACCAUUCCAAGGAUGCUGGUGAACCUCCAAACACAGAAUCAGAGCAUCACUUACACAGGAUGUCUCUCCCAGGUCUGCUUUGUUAUAGUUUUUGCAUCUUUGGAAAAUUUUCUGCUUGCAGUGAUGGCCUGUGACCUCUAUGUGGCCAUUUGUCACCCACUGAGGUACACAGUCCUCAUGCAUCCCCGCCUCUGUGUCCUGCUGGUUUUGUUCUGUCUUCUCAUUAGCGUGGUGAUUGCCCUCCUCCACACACUGAUGUUGCUGCGGCUGUCCUUCUGCACAGACCUGGGGAUCCCCCACUUCUUCUGUGAACUUGCUCAGGUCAUCAAGCUGGCCUGUUCUGAUUCCUUCAUUGAUAACAUCCUGAUCUACGUUUCAUCUUGCGUAUUUGCUGGUGUUCCUCUCUCCGGGAUCAUUUUCUCUUACGUUCACAUUGUGUCCUCUGUCUUGAGAAUGCCAUCAUCAGAAGGAAAGCACAAAGCCUUUUCCACCUGUGGGUCUCACCUGUGUGUGGUCUCCCUGUUCUAUGGGACAGGACUUGGGGUGUACAUUAGCUCUGCGAUCUCUGACUCUUUAAGGAAGUCUGCUGUGGCUUCAGUGAUGUACACUGUGGUUCCUCAGAUGCUGAACCCCUUUAUCUAMAGUCUGAGAAAUGGGAACAUGAAGGAGGCCUUGAGGAAACUUGUCAGUAGGUUAGCAUCGACUUUAUAA